Molecule: messenger RNA, 1863 nt
Organism: Chenopodium quinoa (quinoa)
Lineage: Eukaryota; Viridiplantae; Streptophyta; Magnoliopsida; Caryophyllales; Amaranthaceae
Product: serine/threonine-protein kinase ATG1t-like
Exons: 8
Coding region: 466-1401 (311 amino acids)
Biological process (GO): peptidyl-serine phosphorylation; autophagy; autophagosome organization
Cellular component (GO): autophagosome; cytoplasm
Molecular function (GO): protein serine/threonine kinase activity; ATP binding
Source: RefSeq, a predicted model, not a curated record
UCCCAUAAACUUAAUGUACUAACUAAACGAGUUUACAUCCGCUUUAGCAACUCAUAGUUAAACACACUCGAUCAACUUCAUGUGAUCAAAAAAGCACGUGACUACAUACUAAUCAAAAUAAAACAACUAAUUUAGGUAUAUGAAAUCACCGAUAAAAAAAAAAUACAUACAGCUUUAAGGAUUGCAUAUAAGAAGCUAAAAGUGAAAAUAAUAAAUAGAAUAAAAAAAAUAAUUACACUAAUUGACGUAUAACAUUAUCGCAUUCUUAAAUUACUCUUGACCAUUAUACUUCAUUUCAAAUGUAAUUUUUAAGUCUCCAUUCAAAAAAAAAAAAAAAAAAAAAAAAUUUAUACUAAUUAAUUAUAAUCCCCUCCAAAAAAAAAAAGUCAUUUUAAUUUUUCAGCCCUUUUUUUUUAUAACACAGAUAGGACCAUUUGAUCAUCCUUACCCAAUUCACAAUUUUUUAUGGUAUCCUCCAAAAUUUCAUCCAACAAUAAUAAUCUGAACAUUACUCUAUGCCAUUUGAAGACAAAAAAAUCGAGAAUGAAUACUUGUAUAACAACCACCAAAAACAAAAAAAGGUUGAUUGGAGAUUUCAUAUUGAGAGAGAAAAUCAGUGAAACCCCAUUUUCAAGUGUUUGGAGAGCUAAUCAUAGGAUAAACCCUGAUUUGAAGGAUGUAGCUUUGAAGAAGAUCACACUUUCCAAGUUAACCCCAAAUCUUAAAGCUUGCCUUGAUUGUGAGAUUAACUUCUUAUCUACUGUUAAUCACCCUAAUAUUAUCCGUCUUCUGGAUUUCUUUCAGGCUGAAGGUUGUUUAUAUAUGGUCUUUGAAUUUUGUGAUGGGGGUAAUCUAGCUUCUUAUAUUUGUCGCCGUGGUGGAGUCCAAGAGCAAAUAGCUAGAGACUUUAUGUAUCAACUAGGUGCUGGUUUAAGCAUUAUGCGAAGCCAUCAAAUUGUCCAUCGAGAUUUGAAGCCACAGAACAUUCUAUUAUCGAGUUCUGACAGCAACACACUACUAAAGAUAGCUGAUUUUGGCCUUUCGAGAGUUUUACACUCAGGGGAUCAUGCUGAAACUGUUUGUGGCUCACCUUUGUACAUGGCCCCUGAAAUGUUGGAGUUUCAAAGAUAUGAUGAUAAGGUUGACCUAUGGAGCAUUGGGGCAAUCCUUUUUGAACUUUUAAAUGGUCAUCCACCUUUCCAUGGCAGGACUAAUGUUCAGCUCUUGAAGAACAUCAAGACUUCUACAGGCCUUCCAUUUCCAGAGCUUUUACGACAAACCAUACAUCCAGAUUGCUUUGAUAUCUGCUCUGGGCUGCUGUGUGUAAAUCCAGCUGACAGGUUGUCAUUUGAAGAGUUUUACUGCCAUAGAUUCUUCAUGCAAACAAAGGAGAGGCUAUGACUAUAAUCGUGGAGGUAUUCUGCACUAUCUAUCUAAGUGGAGAAUUAGGUGACUCCUUGGAUUUGAAAACUGAAGAUUGAAGAAAUGAUCUGAAACAGCCUGUCUAGCAGUCUAGGUCUCUAGGACAAUUCAUUGAAAUAUAUCAGGAUAAUGAAGUUGUAGAUGUGUGUACUUGAUGGAACUGAAAUAUUUCCCUUGGCUGUUUUGCCGAUUCUACCAACUGAGGUAUGUUGCAUGGUUCCCACUUCCCACCAAGGAUAGGAUAUUCAUAGGUCCCUAGAUGUAUGCAAUCUAACCUAUCGAUUGUAAGCCAGCAAUCUAGCUAUUUUCUGAUAGACUGGCAUAGAAUUCAACUAUCUUGAUAGGAUCUGUGCUUUACAACUCACUCGUCUAAGUACGUUGGUAUUAUGUUGUAUCAAUAUUCAAUCAUUUAAUGAAGAAUUCUUGUUCUUUCUGGCUUCA